UGCCUCCGCUCGUGCGUAAUGACACUCCAGCGCAGCUCGGGACCCUUUUGCACACAGACGCCUGAGGCGCGUCAGACCGAGCGAAGCUGCGCACCCUGCCAGCCGGAUCCAUUCGGCGCAAUUAGUUCCCAUUAACUAGUGAGUCGUCCAGAGCGCGUUCGCCGCUGCUGCUUUUAUCCCCGGACCCCUCCAGCCGCGAUGAUUAAUUAGAAAAUCCCGCCAGGCUCAUCACCCCCCCCCCCCCCCCCCCCGACCCCCCUAGCACAGCUCGGCACCCAGAGUAGACUUCGAACAUGAACCGGAUAGGGGUGUCGUUCCUGGACCCUUUGGACGACUACGAGCUGGUCUACCGGAUUGGAUGCGGUACCUACGGAGAUGUGUUCAAGGCUCGUAACAUCGAGACGUCUGAACUGGCAGCAAUCAAGAUUGUCAAGCUAGACCCUGGCGAUGACAUCACGUCCAUCCAGCAGGAGAUCACCAUGAUGAAGGAAUGCAAGCACAAAAACAUCGUGGCCUACUUCGGCAGCUACCACAGGAACACCAGGCUGUGGAUUUGCAUGGAGUACUGCGGUGGAGGGUCUCUUCAAGAUAUUUACCACGUGACGGGCCCUCUGAAGGAGAAGCAGAUAGCGUAUGUGUGCAGAGAAACCCUCCAGGGUUUGUACCACCUGCAUGAAACUGGCAAAAUGCACAGAGACAUAAAGGGAGCCAACAUCCUCUUGACAGAGAGAGGCGAUGUGAAACUGGCUGACUUCGGAGUGGCAGCAGAGAUCAGCGCCUCCGUAGCCAAAAGGAAGUCUUUUAUCGGCACUCCCUACUGGAUGGCUCCGGAGGUGGCUGCCGUCGAGAAGAAAGGUGGCUACAACCACCUGUGUGACAUCUGGGCCGUCGGCAUCACCGCCAUCGAGCUGGCCGAGCUACAGCCGCCCAUGUUUGACCUCCACCCAAUGAGGGCGCUGAUGUUGAUGUCCAAGAGCAGUUUCCAGCCUCCAAGACUAAAGGACAAAAGCAAGUGGUCGGCUGGUUUCCAAAGCUUUGUGAAGAUGUCUCUGAUUAAAAGCCCCCGUAAACGACCCUCAGCGGAGACGCUGCUGCAGCAUCCGUUUGUGACACAGCUCCUGACCCGCAACCUGGUAAUUGAGCUGCUGGACACGGCCAACAACCCUGAGCUCCACAGCAGCCACACGCACAGCAUGGACGACAACGAGCUGGAGGUUGGGGAAGUGGCUCCUGACAAGAUUCAGUCAGCAGGGAAACGCCUGCCUGUAGAGAGGACCCUGUCUGAGGAACAAUUCGACCAGGUGAAGUUUGGGCCUCCACUGAGGAAAGUCACUGAGCCAUAUCCUGGUUUGCAGGGCUCCUAUGAUGAUGACUGGAGUCUGUCUGGAGACGAAGACAACUCACCGAGCCUGUUGGAAUGUGUGGAGCAAGCUCUGCAGCUGAGAAGUUUAACCAUUAAAAGGACGCCAUCUACUGAUGGAGGUAGGAAGAGCGGUUUAUUCAGUCCGUCCACUGCAUCUCUGCCGGCCUUUAGGUCUUUAAUACCCAACACAGAGGACAGCGACCUGACAAUGAGACCCAGCUGCACACUGGGCCCUGACGCUGCCGUCAUUGCUGACCCCACCUCAACAACAGGGUUGGCCAGGUGCUCGGCCACACACGACAUCAGUGAGCGCUGCAGCGGUCCGUGCCCGCCGGAGGGGGGCGCUGCAGCGGCAGAGAAGAAGAAGGUUGCCACCGUUUGCUCUACAAAAAGAGAGACUCCACUCUCACCCGAAUGGAGCACACUGAGGAAAAAGGCCGAGGACGCUAGGGCUGAUUGUCAUGGACUUCCUCCUACCCCUCAAGUCCAUAUGGGAGCGUGUUUCUCCAAGGUCUUCAACGGUUGUCCUCUUAGAAUCCACUGUGCCGUCACAUGGGUUUUACCCAAAACAAGAGAUCAGUACCUUAUUCUUGGAGCAGAGGAGGGCAUCUACUCACUUAACCUGAAUGAACUUCACGAAGACACACUAGAGAAGCUGCUACCUCAGCGAUGCACAUGGCUGUAUGUCAUGAACAACGUGCUGAUGUCCGUAUCAGGGAAGUCCUCCCAGCUUUACUCCCACAGUCUGACCGCUCUGUUCGAACAGAGAGGUCACCUGCAGAAGAAACACGGCAGUCUGUCGCUCAGCACCAGCCGCUUCACCGAGAGGAUCAGCUCCAGCCACAGAAAGUUUGCUACGUCUGUGAAGAUCCCCGACACUAAAGGCUGCAGGAGAUGUAGUGUAGCACGAAACCCGUACACAGACAGCACCUUUCUAUGUGGGGCUGUUCCAUCGGGCCUAGUCCUUCUUCUGUGGUAUGAGCCCCUGCAGAAGUUCAUGCAACUAAAGCACAUUGCGAUGAGGCUGCCGGACUCUCUGCCCAUAUUUGAGCUGCUGGUUUCGGUGUCAGACGAGUUCCCUCAGCUGUGCGUCGGGGUGAGAUACUUCAGCAACAAAAAGCAACCAAUCAGCGAGCAACUCAAGUUUGAUAUUAUAGAGCUGAACAGCGCAACCAUUUCAGCACCAGACAGCGGAGCCCUCGGGGCAGUGCAGGUUACCCAGAUGGACAGAGACACUGUUCUCAUCGCAUUAGAACGAACUGUGAAGAUCGUAAACCUGCAAGGGCUUCCAACCAAAGAGCUAGCCGCUGAAAUGCUCUUCAACUUCCCCAUCGAAACUCUAGUCUGCUUGCAGGAUAGUGUGCUGGCUUUCUGGAAGCAUGGGCUCAAAGGGAUGAAUUUUCAUUCAAAUGAGGUGACUCAAGAAAUUACAGAUCAGAGUCGAGCAUUCCAAGUCUUGGGGACAAACAGGGACAUCAUCCUUCAGAGCACACCUACAGAUGACCCCUCGGCACUCAGCAAUCUGUACAUCCUGACCGGACAUGAAAGCAGUUACUGAUGGAGAACCACUGGUCAACCUUUUCAAAAGUCCCACUGACGACUAAUGCGGAUCUAUUUCCCUGUGGUGGAGGAACCAAGCUGCAGCAGAAACCAGCCCCGACUCUUUGCGCGUUACGAAUUCAGUGACCUAUCCAGACUCAAACUGUCAGUGGUCCAGGACAAGAGACGUGUUUCUAACGUUGACAGAUUCAAACCGCAGAAGCCAUUGUUUUCAUGUUAAAACAACUUUUCUCUUCCUAGGUUGAAUCCCAAUGAGACUGCUCCUGGAGCACAUUUCCAUUCCUAAUAUCGAGAUGUACUUCGGUCAGACUGUAGAAAAACUGGAAAUAAUAUCUGUAACAGAACCCAAACGUUUGUGAACCGUUGUUUUGAAGCCUUCCUUCGUUUGCUGUCGCUUUCUCAGUCACUGGAACCGGGAGUUUGUGAUAGUCUGAGGCUGUCUGUCAAUCAAUCACAUGAAUCUACCUUAAAAUCUCAUUAAAGUGAUCUCACGAAAGCCACAAAGAUGCCCUGUGGAGAAAGUAAAACAAAGUUUGAGCUAAAGUAAGAAAGUUGUGAAAUGAUGUAAAUGCUCCAAAGUUGUAAACAUAGAAAUCGGUCUUCUACUCUUCAUUCCAUCUGAUAUGACCGGAAUGCAGCAUCAAGGAGCUACGGAAGACUGGGUGGGCCACAUGUGAAAGGUUAAUUGGAGUUGAAAGUGGGGAUCCUGAUCCUGUUACCUGAUAUACGAUGGACCAUAUAGAGAAUUUGCCUUUUUUGGUCUGCUGUCCUCAGUUUAUAGUGAGAAUUAUAAUACCCCAUUUAGUGGAUUAAAUAUAUCCCACAAUGAUCAUAGAAAACAGUAGUCACUUAACAGGCAGUGGAUGGUGUGCCAUUACGCAUUGUCUGUGAUGAAGGGAGAUGAACAUCACAUCUGAUACAAAUCUUUGCAAACAUCAAGUAUUUAGUAUUUAUUAAAUAAGCGUAUUUCACCCUGCUUUGCCACUGAGCCACAGUCUUCCUAAAUAAUUAUAUUACUAAAGUCUUUCAACUCAGAACUCAAAUAUAUAUUUUUCAGAUGUGGCCCUAAUCCCUCUCUGUAGCAAGCCGAAGGAGCACUAAGGGAACCGUACAUAUGAGAUGUUUUUACCUGCAUAAUGUGGUUUAUUUUUAAAUGGAACUCCAGUGGUGUUCAGGUUCUUUGGGAGUCGCCUGUACAGUAGUAGCAGAUACCCAUCCAUCUUAAAGUAUUAAGAGAAAAUACAAUACACAAUACAGUAGAAGCUAGUUUAAAAGAGGAUUCCAUACUGCUCACCAUGAAACACAUUGUGAUUCUUAGUUUUAAUAUUACAAAGAGUGUCUGCCAAAUCCCAUUUAAAUGUUUUUAAGUGAAUGUGCCGCCAUGUUGAGAGCCUCAGCACUGAGAAGUCCUGCUUUAUUUGUGAACUUGACGGGUCCUUUUGUUGCCGUCAGUUACCCUUUAGAGCCAAACCACUGUGUUCUCCCUUUGCUUUAUUAUUAAUUCAACUUAAACAUAAAUGUACAGUUGAUCACAUCAUAUGCCAGAGAAAAUGAAAGCUAUUCAAGUGUCCUAGUGUGACUAAAAUGUAAAUUCCACUACAUAGUUUUGUGUGUAAUCGUGUUAUUUAUGAAAAGGGAGCUGUACAAGUAACACUCACCUUUCACAGAGAGAUACUUGAAAGACAUAAUAUGCCUCUGGCUUUUUGCUUUUUUAAGAUAUUGUUAUUGUUUAUAUAGUAGAUCACAAUACUGUAUGCCUUUACAGUAUGGAAGGGUUGUGAAAUUCACAAUAAAGGUUUUAAUAUCCCUUCAAGCUUA
Molecule: messenger RNA, 4741 nt
Organism: Gasterosteus aculeatus aculeatus (three-spined stickleback)
Lineage: Eukaryota; Metazoa; Chordata; Actinopteri; Perciformes; Gasterosteidae
Gene: map4k2
Product: mitogen-activated protein kinase kinase kinase kinase 2
Biological process (GO): protein phosphorylation; intracellular signal transduction
Cellular component (GO): cytoplasm
Molecular function (GO): ATP binding; MAP kinase kinase kinase kinase activity
Source: RefSeq, a predicted model, not a curated record